AUGGAAGAAGCUUCUAGUCCCGGCCGUGGCACCCCCGCUGCCGGAUUUUACUACAGUGCGCCCGCCAGUCCCACGCACUUUGUCCUAUCAACCACCAAUCUCACUUCCUAUUCCUCGUCCGCCGCCGCGGCGGACGCUGGUUCUUCAUUUGAGUUCGAUUUCUCCGCCACAUUUCCUUCCACCGGCGCCUCGUCGCCCGAAUCCAUGACCUCCGCCGACGAGUUAUUCUUCAACGGCCAGAUCCGACCUAUGAAGCUCUCUACCCAUCUCCAGCGCCCCCAACUCCUCGCCCCUUUGAUUGAAUCCGACGACGUUGCGGAGGAGGACCAAACAUUCUCCCGCGGGAGAGACUUGAAGUUACGCGCCGGAUCCCUGCGCCGGAGGACCAGAUCCAUGUCCCCUCUCAGAACGACAGCGACGGAGUGGCACGACGACGACGACGAGGCCAAGAGGCAAAAUGAGGAGCUCGCACGUAAGAAUGCCGAAGAAGACAAGGGAACCGACGAAACAACACCGUGCGCGUCCAGGUCAUCGUCGGCCGGGCGGAGUUCGCGGCGGUGGGUUUUCCUGAAGGAAUUUCUGUACAGAAGCAAGAGCGAAGGUAGAAACGAGGGGCACAAGUUCUGGGGCUCCUUAUCCUUCUCACCGGUGAAGGAUAAGAAAGCGCCGCCAUUGUCAAGCUCCAAGGUGAAGGAUCAGAGUGGUGGGGGGAAUCAAGAGGGUAAAAAGAGGGGAGUAAAUAGUAAAACUGGGGCUGGUAAAAGAAGAGUGCCAUCGCCAUCACCUCAUGAAUUGCACUACACGGCAAACAGAGCACAGGCGGAGGAGAUGAGGAAGAAGACAUUCUUGCCGUACAGGCAGGGUUUGCUGGGGUGUCUGGGCUUCAGUUCCAAGAGCUACGGCGCCAUGAAUGGCUUUGCUAGAGCUUUGAAUCCUGUGUCCUCAAGGUAAAAACUAGAGAAACUCAAACAGAAACUGCUUUUUCUUUUUUGUAACAGAGAUGUGGUGGGAUUGUACAGACAUAUGAUUAAAAAUUUUAUUAUGUAAUGUUGUUUCUUAGUCAUAAAUAAAUUUUCUUCAUGUCAUCACUA
Messenger RNA from Sesamum indicum (sesame), 1091 nucleotides. RefSeq lists its product as uncharacterized. NCBI's taxonomy places the organism in Eukaryota, Viridiplantae, Streptophyta, Magnoliopsida, Lamiales, Pedaliaceae. The record is from RefSeq and is a predicted model, not a curated record.